AGUGUCCUGCAAAACUUCUUGUCUGAGACCUUUCGAUAUUUUAUAAAACAGGAUGAGAAUGAACUCAGGGAACCAAAAAGGAAGAUGGCAACUAAUCGUCUGUAUCAUGAUGCCGAUUCUGAUACCUGUAAUGGUAUAUUUUACUGUAGAGAGGGAUGAAAUACAAAUACUUAAGAGGAGCACAGAUAAUAUAUCAAACAGCAUAAUAUCCAAAGUUCGUCUGGUCAAUGGAAAGCACCGAUGUGAAGGUCUUGUAGAAGUCCAGUAUAAUGGUUCCUGGGGAACAGUAUGUGAUGAUGACUGGGAUAUUGUGGAUGCUACUGUGGUAUGCCGAGAACUCAAGUGUGGCCAUGCUGUUGCAAUAUUACAGAGAUCAGUCUUUGGGCAAGGUCGUGGGCCUAUUCUGCUGGACAAUGUAGACUGCAAGGGUACUGAGUCUUCACUAACUGAAUGUGCGUCACAUGGCUGGGGAAUCCAUAAUUGCUACCACAAUGAGGACGUGGCCAUUACAUGUAAUGAUAUGACCAUCACAGCAGGUAGCCGUGAAUCUGUCACACAUACCACUACUACUGCACAAAGAAAUGGACAAGGUGGGGGAAACAUUCGUUUGGUGAAUGGAGCCAAUCCAUGUGAGGGAAGAGUGGAGAUCCUUUACAAAGAGAACUGGGGAACUGUCUGUGAUGAUGACUGGGGAUUAAAAGAUGCCCAAGUUGUCUGCCAACAACUUGGCUGUGGCAAUGCAGUUGAUUUCAGAGUCAAUGCUUUUUAUGGCUAUGGAACUGGGCGCAUUCUUUUAGACAAUGUCAACUGUGCUGGCAAUGAACCAUACCUUUCUGCUUGCCCUAGCCUUGGCUGGGGAAUACACAACUGUGGGCACCAUGAAGAUGCUGGCGUUGUAUGCACAGGACAAGGACUCACUACUGCCACAGUGGAUUAUUCUUUGCCACAGAACAAUGACAGUCAUUUUCAUACUGAUAGAGCUACAGUUUUAGCUUUUAAACGUGAUAUUGUCACAGAAGUGAGAACAUCUACAACCACUGCUGCACCUAUUCGGAAGCAAAAUGGCAACAUACGUCUUGUGAAUGGCAACAGCAGCUGUCAAGGCCGAGUGGAACUGUUCUACAACAACAUGUGGGGGACAGUGUGUGAUGAUGACUGGGAUAUGACAAAUGCAGAAGUGGUGUGCCAGCAGGUUGGAUGUGGCAAAGCAAUAUCUGCAACAGUGCUGAGCUAUUUUGGAUAUGGCUCUGGCAAAAUAUGGCUGGAUAACGUAGAUUGUGAAGGGUGGGAAACUGAUUUAGGAGACUGCUUCAACCUGGGCUGGGGCGUAAACAACUGCGGUCAUCAUGAAGAUGCAGGUGUUAUAUGCAAAGGCCCCGAAAAACUCUAUACCAGUUACUCACCUGAGACGUCAAGGAUUCCAGGUCCUUGACCAGGGGAUGGUGCAUUGCGGCUUGUGAAUGGGAGUCAUAGGUGUGAAGGUCGACUGGAGGUCUACUACAACCAUCAGUGGGGAACAGUAUGUGAUGAUGCUUGGGAUUUGAAAGAUGCCAAAGUGGUUUGCAGACAGCUUGGUUGUGGCAAUGCUUUGGAAGUGAAGGAAGAGGCCUUUUAUGGAAGAGGCAGUGGAAUUAUUUUACUUGACAAUUUAAAGUGCAUAGGGAAUGAGACUUCCCUCCUUCUGUGUUCACAUAUCCGUUGGGAUGUCCAUAACUGUGAUCAUUCAGAGGAUGCAGGAGUAAAGUGUGCUCUUUUGUGAACAGUUUUGACCAAGCAGCCUCUGCUUUAAGAGGAAACUGGACAUAUGUAAAUGUAUACCUUCUGUAAAUGACAGACAUUUUUGCAAUAUAUUAUUGUGCACUUUAUAUAUGAAGAAUCAGAUGUUUAUUUCCACAUGAUUUUCAUAUUUCCUUUAUAAAUAUGUAUUACAUAUAGUUUUGUUUUACUAAUAGAAAUAACUUAUAAAAGCAAAAUUGUAUGUACAUUCAUCAGAUUUAGUGUUUCACAGUAAUGGAACUAUAUAAAUGAGGUGUCUUUUACAUAAACACAUAGAAAUGUGAAUGUAAUAUAUGUAGGUACUCACCAGUCUUGUAAUGCCUUAUACCUU
Molecule: messenger RNA, 2107 nt
Organism: Protopterus annectens (West African lungfish)
Lineage: Eukaryota; Metazoa; Chordata; Ceratodontiformes; Protopteridae
Gene: SSC4D
Product: scavenger receptor cysteine rich family member with 4 domains
Exons: 13
Cellular component (GO): membrane
Source: RefSeq, a predicted model, not a curated record